GUGGAGGGAGGAGGAAGAUCCCAAUUCUCCCCGUGAUUCUCUCCGUCCGCGCGCACAUAUUCCGCCGAGAUUAUUUUUCUCCAUGGUAAUUGCGAACGUCUUUAUUAAGCGUAAGAAACGAUAUUCAAUAUAACUAAUUAUAUCGUAUUAAUAAACUACAGUUAAAUCCGAAUACGCCAAUCGCGAGACCGGCGAGACUUUGCGGUUAGAAAAUAUCAGAGAAAAAUCGAUAACGAUCGAACGAGUUUGAAAGAAGUAUGUAAUGAAGUUUGCCGGUUAAGUUAUUCAACUGUGAAUUGCAGCUUGCAAGUGGAGUCGGUUUACCGCGUCGCUCCUCGCGUCGUCCGUGUCGAUCCGUGUUUCUUUCCCUUUUUCUGAGUUUCCCUGUGCUGAGUUAUACGUCGAUUGGUAGAUUAAUAAUCAUAUGAUGUAGAAGUUCGUGUGACGCUGGCGCACAUACGUUAUAAGAUGUACGCGAUAGAUAUAUCCGCGAUACGUGAUCGAGUCGUAGCAAUUUCCGUGUGCGUAGUGCGAGGUUACCCGUGUCCCGCGUCGCCAUUUUCUCAAAUUAUUUCGUGUCUUUCGGAGGUGUCUUCUCUCCUGACGUAAAAUCGCCAUAUUGAUGAAUUAUAUUGGAGAAUGUGAGUUACGUUUGGCAGUAUAAGAGCUUGUGUAACACCAAUGCAAAUAUAUAUGUGAAAUAAUUUCUCCUGGGACCUGGCGUAAGAUCGUCCUAACAUUGGCGGCAUUGAUCGAAAUCGAGGAGAGAAGAGCGAGGAAGUGCAAGGCGCGCAAUCGAAAGAGCGAUAAAUCAUCGCGGUCGACACUGGACGCGUCCAUGCCGUCGGUGUUUUGGUUUCGACGCUGCGGGGGAGACGGCUUCCCGCGGAGGCGCCCUUUAUCCGUCGAACCGAGAGCCGAGAGUGCCGAGAGGCCGGCAUCGCCGGAUAAAGGGUAGAGGCGUCUGCGUCCCGCCGAGCGUCGUCGGUACCCGUCAUUCAUCGUGCUCUUUCAACGAGCGUCCGUGGUCUCCGAUCCGGUAACGAUUACUCGCAUAGUACUAAUCACGGUACUAAAUGCCGUCAAGCGCCACGCGAAAAACCACGCCGUACAGACAGCUAUGCAGCUAUGCAACAUUACGGAAAUUCGGCGAGAUGGCCAUCAAAAGUCAAGAUAGAUGAUCAACCGGAUCUGUCCAGAACUUUCAUUGACAAUCAUCAUGCAAUAAUGCGCGGCGAUUACGAUUUUAUUGGAGCGACAGACGGCAAUUUCUAGCGAAAUCUUCAGGAAAUAAAGCGUCGAUUGGAUUUCGAGGAGAACUCAGGAAAAAGCAUCAGAUUUUACUGCAAGAAAAUUCUACGUUCGUCCCUGAGGGGUGAAUACGCGACAGCAUCCCAUGCAUGACCGCUAUAUAAAUAGGUGAAACUUGAGAAAUUGGAGAGCCACUUUUGUGUCAUCUCUACGUUAGAACGUACGCUCGUCGAACUACUUGCAACGUCAACAUAACUUUCGUACACUCAAUAUCCGGAACGUUUGGAGUUCGGCCGUCAAGUGGAAUACUCGCGACGAUGAUGCACGUUCUAAUUCUCUCUGUCAUCCUCGGUGUUUGUCGCGCGCUGGCGGAGAAAAGUGAAUACACGACAACGACCGAGCAUCCGAAGGGACUCGCCAGUUCGGAGGACCGAUUCCUGGUUGACGUCGUCCACGGUAAAAACACGUCGGAGCUCGUCCUCGGUGACGUCGAUAAGGAGGAGACGAAGAAAACGGACAAAAAACCGAGGACCGUCCUGCAUCGCGAAUCGAGUCUUGAAAGAGGUUCCAGCUGCUGCGGCUCUAAAUAUGGUUCCAACGGAUUGGCACGACCGGAUUAUAAUUACAACAAGAUCCCUUUAGAGAGCGGACGGUAUCCCUCCCAAUACGGCGAGCGACACCCUAUUGAGAGGUACGGAUGGCAAACCCAAGGUCGGCCCCCAGGUCCCAUCGGAGGCGGCGGCGGCAGGCCCGGUGGAGGAAGCGGAAGCGGAGUCUACGCAGGAAGUCAGUUGGGAGACAGGUACGGGCAGCGUCCGCACGCAAGUGAAACCGCUAAUAGACCCAGCGCUUUGGGAUAUGGCUCGGGAAAUACUGGAGGAUACGGUUAUGGUGCUAGUGGUUACGGGGGCUAUGGCAGACCAACUGGACAUGGAGGUCCGACCGGUGGCUACGGGGUUACGGGAACGUUGGCCGAUGGUGACGAAUUCGGUCCCGCCGACCCAGCUUAUCCGGAUGCUAGCGUACCGCAGGGAAACAUUCACGCGCAAAAGGCCAUAGCGUUGAAAGCUCUGGCGGGCGUUGCGCUGAUCGGGGCAGCCGCGGCGUUAGCUUCAAACCCGGUUCUUCUGCCAAUCGGCAUCGUGACCGGCGGCAGAAGGAAAAGAUCGGAAACUUUCCCGGCGGAGGAGCGGCCUGACGUCCAAAUGGAUUACAUUUUAUACAUGCUGAAGCAAAACUUAGCUAAGAUACAACGGGAUGGCUCCAGCAACAAACUGGUUGUAUCUCCAAGAUGCGUCGCCAGAUUGACCUGCGAGAUCCAAAAGGAUUACCUGUCCGAUCUCGAUAACAAGGACGUCGAGGUCUUGAGCGCAAACCGGAAAUAUCACCUUACCAAUCUGAUACGAAACAACGUGCUUAAUACCCGUACCGUGCGAUCGGACGUGAAGGAUCUGAUAAAUCGAGCUGUCGGCGUAGCAUCGGAGAACGAGAGCUGUGACGUGUUCGCCUGUAAUUACAUAAGGAAAGGUUGAGAGCGUGAUUUUUUGUAACCCUUUUGUAACAUUCAUUACUAACACUCAUCCCUACCGUUUGACAAAGGAGAAUGUAAUGCAUACACGCAGAAAUAAAGUCUCUUCGUGCGAUCGUAGUGUCGCAACUUGAGAA
Messenger RNA from Temnothorax curvispinosus, 2916 nucleotides. RefSeq lists its product as uncharacterized. The record is from RefSeq and is a predicted model, not a curated record. NCBI's taxonomy places the organism in Eukaryota, Metazoa, Arthropoda, Insecta, Hymenoptera, Formicidae. The transcript is spliced from 13 exons. Bases 1569 to 2783 code for a protein of 404 amino acids.